CAAUAUAUAGCGUAGCGUACUACUACACAGCUCACCGUUAGAACGAAACCAACUAUAACCAGAAAAGCCCUUCGUCUCUCUCUCUCACUCACUCUUUCUCUCGGGGUUUAACUAAACGAAUCAAAGCAAAAUGGCGUCAGCAGCACAGCCACCGUCUCUUCCACUGCCACUACAGUCGUCGAAUGUUGCAGGAGGAGGGUGGAAUUCUCUUCAACGAGCUUCACUGUACGUGGGUGAUUUAGACCCGGACGUUACUGAGACUGACCUCAUUAACGAAUUCUCUGCUAUUGCCCCCGUCUCUUCUCUUCGCCUUUGCCGUUGCCUCCGUACUAGGAAGUCUCUGCGUUACGCUUACAUCAACUUCUUCUCUCAUUUUCAUGCACGUAAAGCUUUCGCUUGUCUAAACCACACUGACCUAAAGGGGAAACCAAUGAGGAUAAUGUGGUCUCAGAGAGAUCCUUUUCCAAGAAAGAUUGGUAUCGGUAAUCUUUUUGUCAAAAACCUGGACCCUUCUAUAAGCAGCGCUUGCUUGGAAGGAGUCUUCUGCCGUUUUGGGACUAUUCUUUCAUGUAAAAUCGCUGAAGAAAAUGGCAAGAGUAAAGGAUUUGGAUUUGUACAGUUUGAUUCAGAGGGAUCAGCUAUGGCUGCCAUGACCGCACUCCAUGAUACUAUGCUUGAAGGGAGGAAGUUAUAUGUGGCCAAAUUUGUCAGGAAGAGCGAGAGGACAACUACUUCUGAAGAAGAAAAGUUCACUAAUCUCUAUGUGAAAAAUUUGUUUGAUGACAUGACAGAGGAUCUUCUUAAAGAAAUGUUUUCUAGAUACGGAAAGGUUUGCAGUGUUGUAAUCAUGAAGGAUGGCAAUGGGAUGUCAAGAGGUUUUGGGUUUGUCAACUUCCAAUCCCCAGAUGAUGCUAAGAAGGCUCUCGAGGCUAUGAACGGUUUACAACUUGGUUCAAAGAAUUUGUUUGUGGGAAGGGCUCAGAAGAAGGCUGAAAGGACAAAGCUAUUGAAGAACAAGUACAAGGAUGUGUUCAACUGCCGUUUUGAGAAAUUGAAGGCUUCGAAUCUCUACGUGAAGAACCUUAAUGAGUCCAUUGAUGACAAAAGAUUACAAGAAGUUUUUGGUCGCUUUGGACGAAUAACCUCAGCUAGGGUGAUGCGCCUUGAAAAUGGAAGGAGUAAGGGAUUUGGCUUUGUGUGCUUUUCCUCUCCUGAAGAAGCGACGGCAGCUUUACAUGGGCUUAAUGGAACCUUUUUUGAGGGAAAGUUUUUAUACGUAGCAGUAGCUCAACGUAAAGAGGAUCGCUGCAAGGAAUUGCAGUACUACUUUAUGCAAAACACCCCAAUACAAUCCUCAUAUCAAUCUAGUUGCAAUGGUGGUACCCCUCAGUUUCACUCAUUUUACUUCAAUUUCCCCCCUUGCCCUACUGUCUCCCCUCUCCUGUGCCAGCCAUCCUUAUAUCAGCAUUUUGUUACAAACGUGGGCCAGUAUCCUUUAUCAACAACAGAUGAACAACAAAACUUCUCAUAUGAUCAAAUGAGACACGUGCACCCGAGCAUUGCUGGGAUCAGAAGAGAAUGCAUGUACAAACAGCAUUCUAUGACAUAUAACUCUAAUGUUCGGCUCCGAGAGCUGGACCAUGUCAAUUCUGGGAGUAAGAAAGUAGGUUUCAGAAAGAAGGGGAACAAAAGGUCUGAACCUGCGGAAAACUCUUCGGUAGCAUUAGCAGCUAUCGAACCUGUUACUGCAGCAACAUCCCCUGGAAACUCUGAAAACAAUGAAAAUCUAACUCACCCAUUUGUAGAGAAUCUUAAGAACACACCGCGAAGGUAUCAGGAGUGCUGUUGGAGAUGAACUCUGAUGUACUCAAGCUACUUAAUUCUCCAAAUUCCUUGGCCAUUAAAGACAAGCCAGUCCAAGUGCUAAAGGAGGCAAAUGCCAGGACUGGCACCGAUGCUGUUACUUUUACCAACCCUAAAUCUGCCCGUUGCUUGAGCUAUUAGCCGGUGUCAUUAGACAUUCCUAACAUGCCUACUCUUUGCCUAGGUAGCUUUUCAGUUUUGCCAAUCACUUGCUGCUUAUGCAUAAGACAGUGUUAUAUGUUGUCUGGAAUAUAUUUUCCCUGUAUCCAAAAUUAGAAGGGACAAAAAACAGUUUUCUUCUUUCUUAUUUCCUUCAACAUCUUUUUCUUUGUUGUUCAUUUUUUUCCCAACACUGUAGCUGUAUCACAUUUUCUUGGUCCUAAGAUACAUUUAGGAAUUGUAAAUAAUCUAAAAAGAAAUAUACGUUGAGGAAAAAGGAAGGUUUAACUACAAAUACAAGAUUCUACAAUACGAGUCACUUUUUGAUUAAGAUAAUAGAAAAAGGAGUAGUGACAAAGCUUAGUACAGUUUAAAAAUGGCAAGUAGACACAGUGUCCUGGCGAAUCAAAGGAGGGGAAUGCCCUGAACAAUCAAUGUAUCUGCAAGGACCUGAUUAGCAGCCUGCGAUGGAUGAACACUGUCCCAAAACACAUACUGGGAGGCAUUGAGACAAGUUCCCAGUGUAUGCGGAUUGCAUAAGAACUCAGUUGUCUCUACAGUCCCUGUGCCACAGCAGCCUCUCGUCGCUUCUACGAAACC
Molecule: messenger RNA, 2622 nt
Organism: Gossypium arboreum
Lineage: Eukaryota; Viridiplantae; Streptophyta; Magnoliopsida; Malvales; Malvaceae
Product: polyadenylate-binding protein 6-like
Exons: 8
Coding region: 131-1855 (574 amino acids)
Cellular component (GO): cytosol; cytoplasmic stress granule; nucleus
Molecular function (GO): poly(U) RNA binding; poly(A) binding; mRNA 3'-UTR binding
Source: RefSeq, a predicted model, not a curated record